This is a messenger RNA of Lachnellula hyalina, 1722 nucleotides long. Its product is annotated as MFS gliotoxin efflux transporter. The record is from RefSeq and is a predicted model, not a curated record. Gene Ontology annotation, biological process: transmembrane transport. Gene Ontology annotation, molecular function: transmembrane transporter activity. Bases 1 to 1722 code for a protein of 573 amino acids. The transcript is spliced from 4 exons. Lineage: Eukaryota; Fungi; Ascomycota; Leotiomycetes; Helotiales; Lachnaceae.
AUGACCGAGAUACAACUUCCAACAGAGCCUCGAAACGACGAGAUAACCAACAAGAGAGAGACUGAUGCUGCUGUGCCAUCAGAACUUGAAGUCAUGGGGGCAAAACAAGAGCUUAUCACAUUGGCAGCUCCAGACACGGCAAGCCCCGAGAUCAAGUAUCCCGGACUUUUCUUGUCUUCUGUACUUCAUGCUGCACUGCUUCUCGCAAUGUUUCUUGUGGCUCUGGACAUGACAAUUGUAGCCACCGCGAUCCCCACUAUUACAGCCGAGUUCCACAGCGUUGACCAGGUCGGCUGGUACGGAUCUGCAUUCUUCAUGACUCUCGCAGCAUUUCAAGCCUUCUGGGGUAAAGCCUACAAAUACUUCUCUCUGAAAACUGUUUUCAUCGUUUGUAUUCUCAUUUUUGAGACAGGGAGUCUGGUUGUGGCUUUGGCGCCGAGCAAUUUCGCUCUUAUCAUCGGUCGUGCCAUUCAGGGAGCUGGCGGUGCGGGCGUCUCGGGAGGCUGUUAUAUUAUUGCUGCAUUUAUUACACGACCUAAACAUAUGGCUCAGGUCAUUGGCCUCUUUACUACAGCAUGGGCGUGUGCCUCGGUUCUUGGUCCUGUCCUUGGUGGUGUUUUUACUGAAAAUGUUUCUUGGAGAUGGUGUUUCUGGGUGAACUUGCCAACUGGGGGCCUCGCCAUAAUUGCUAUCAUGUUUCUAUUUCAAACACCAACACACUCACGCCUUGCUCAGGUUCCAGCCUGGAAAGAAUUGCCCUUCCUAUUCGACACAGGGGGCUUGGUGCUCUUGCUGGCAGCCUUGACCUGCCUUUUGCUGGCUUUGGAAAUAGGCGGGGUGACCACACCCUGGAGCAACAGCGUGCCCAUAGGACUCCUGGUUGGAUUUGGUCUGAUAAUUAUUAUCUUGAUCGUGCUGGAAUGGUGGAACGGUGAAAAGUCAAUGGUGAUUUUUCGUAUCGUGAAACAUAGAACCACUUUUGCGUUUUGUGUUUUUGGGUUUUGCGUCCACUCAGCCAGCUUCGCACGGAAUUAUAACUUGCCAAUAUAUUUUCAGGCCGUACAAGGUGCUUCUCCGUCAGAAUCUGGGAUUCACACACUCCCUACAGUGCUUACAGCCUCAAUUGUAGGUUACGUAGGAUCCUUCCUAGUUGGCAAAGUCGGUUACUGGCAGCCGUUCUUCUGGAUUGGAUGUAUAUUUUCUGUGGUCGGGGGCGGCUUGAUAUAUUCUCUGGACCUCGAUUCUUCAGCUGCCCAGUAUAUUGGCUACCAAAUCGUGGUUAGUAUUGGAACUGGCUUAACCAUUUCCAUCCCCAUUAUCAUCGCGCAGGCGACCUCGUCCCCCGCCGAUAUGUCUGUCACUUUGUCCAUGGCACUUUUAUUCCAAUUCCUCGGCGCCACCAUCGGUGUCUCAGCAGCAGCGAGCAUCAUGGACAACGUCAUUAUCUCAUCUCUGCCAGCCGACAAUCCCAAUAUAACCGCCGCGAAAGUUCUCGCAGCAGGUUCCUCAAGCCUACUCGAAUUCUUCCCAAAUCCUGAAGACCUCAAAAUUGUAGUGAAAGCUUACAUGAGUGGGCUUCGGGCUGCGUGGAUCUGGUCCAUCGCACUUCCAGGAGUGGGACUCGUGGCUUCUCUUUUCGUGGAGUGGAAAAGCUUGCGGCCGAAGGAUAUUAAAAGAGCUGAGGCAAGUAAGGUAGCAUCAGGGAUACCAUCUGAGGCAUGA